AACGGAACAAUUUCUGAGAAGCAAGUGAACGGUCUCCCUGCAAACAUCACACCUAAUGGACUGGAGACAGACGUGAAAAGUGACAUCACAGUCCAUCAGAAUGAGGAGCCUCAGUCUCCAGAGCCCCCAACAGAAACCACUGAUGGUACAGCCGUCGAACCCGAGGCCCAAUCUGCCGCCACCCGAGAGGUUUCUGAAAUCCUGGACGUGGCCUCUGAAAUCCUGGAGGAGACCUCCAGCGUGGAACUGGUCAAGAAGGGAAAAGAGUCGAAGCGUCGCGUUUUUGGCAAACUGUUCAAAAAGAAAGCGGCUGACGAUGAGACGGUGAAAGAAAAAGAAAAGCAGAGCUCGAGUGAGGAUCAGCUGAACGUGGGUCAGGUUCCCCCUGAUCCUCAGCAGGUAACUCCUAAAACACCCAAAAAGGAGGCAGCUGCUCCCGAUGCCACAAAAGAUCAGCCCCUGAAGGAGACCCAACCUGCAGCAACCACUACUGUUGCACAAAUAUCUGAAGUCCCUGCAGUACCAAAGGGAAUGCCUGCCCCACCACCGCCUCCUCCAGAACCACCCAAACUGGAAUCCAAAGGAGAAUCGACAACCAAACCUGCAAAACCAGCAACUAAAGAAGAAYCAAAAGAUCCUGAGGCCUCAAAAGGAAAAUCAGCUAAAAAUACUUUGAAUAAAUUCUUCCGUCCAAAGACAAUCAAGGAUUCUCCACAGCCAACWAAUGAAGUAGAGAUACAACCAGGUGUAGACAUCCAGGAAACAUCAGUAGACGUCUCAAAGCCUGUUGUAGAAGUGCAGAUUGAUAAGGUUGAACUUAAGGAGGCUGCUGUGGAGGUGGUACAACAAGUUCUUGAAGUGGAGAAGGUGGAUCCUUCAAAAACUGGCACCUUGGAGGCGGCGGCGAAGCCAGAACCGCCUCCGACGGUUCAGGAAGAAAAGAAAGGCGCCUCAAAAUCAUCCUUCGUCUCUCUCUUCAAGUCCAAAGUACUGUUAGAUCACAUGACUACAAAAGUCCAAGCAGCUUCCAGCAGUGGAGUUCGCCUCCUCAGGAAAACUGCAGGCCUGGCAGCUGAGCCCAAGAAGACGACUGCAGCUCCGGCUGCAGCAGCGGAGGCAGCUCAGGCGGUUAAAGUCAAGGAGGAACCCAAAGCUGCAGCCAAGUCUUCAGAUGUAGAAAACAAAGGUGUCUCUGCAGCCUGUCAGGCAGCAGACAACACAGCCAGCCCCCCCAAGAAACUGGAGAAGAGGAACUCCAUCCAGCUGUUCUUUAAAACCCUGGUACAGACCCUCCUCCUGCUCCUCCUCCUCCUCCUCCUCCUCCUCCUCCUCAUCAGUCCCUCCUUUGAGUUACUUUAACAUCUUUUUCCAGUUCUUCCAAAAUAAAAGUAAAGAAAUGAUGUUGGGUAGAUUCAGGAAAGUGAAAAGAAAAACUUUUAUGUUGAAACAGAGAAAAUCUUCAGAUGUUUUGAUCUCAUAAACAUCUUGAUAAAUGCAGUUAAUGCUCGUUGUUUAAUAAGCUAACACACAUAUGGCCCAGCUCUCUGCUUGAACUCUUUAAUCUUUCUGAUAAACAGGUUGUAUUUUUACCAGCUUUACUCUGAAAUCGGUGCAGUUUGGGGAGCGCAGUGUGCACAUUAACAGCCUUCAUUAGACGUGAAAUAAGAAGCAUAUUUUUGCAGCAGRUUGUUUUUCUGACAGAAGCUGAUUCAUGUCGCAGCAGCCUGAUAUAAAAGGCUGAUUUCUGCUUCUCUCUGGGGAGCGGACUGUAAAUACUAAUGUUAGCAAAUCCACUGAACGUGAUGUCUGUUUGUAAACGGGUCCUGGUGCUUCUUCAGCUUUUAACUCUGCUAAAUCAGAAUUAGCAUCAUGUUGUUAAAGUCUUGUGUUAGUCUUUUGUGUUUGUCACGUGUAUAAAUUAAUGAGAUGCUUCUGUUGCCUGUUUGUGUAACUUCAGCUCCUUGAAAAAUAAUAAAAAUGUUCUCCUCCUG
This is a messenger RNA of Austrofundulus limnaeus, 1991 nucleotides long. It is a transcript of the gene bcas1, whose product is annotated as brain enriched myelin associated protein 1. Lineage: Eukaryota; Metazoa; Chordata; Actinopteri; Cyprinodontiformes; Rivulidae. The record is from RefSeq and is a predicted model, not a curated record. Gene Ontology annotation, biological process: myelination.